AUGGCUCCCAUCAAGGUCGGCAUCAACGGUUUCGGUCGUAUCGGCCGUAUCGUCUUCCGCAAUGCCGUCGAGCACCCCGACAUCGAGGUUGUUGCUGUCAACGACCCCUUCAUUGAGCCUCACUACGCCGUCUACAUGCUCAAGUACGACUCUUCCCACGGUGUCUUCAAGGGUGAGGUCGGCAACCAGGGCAACGACCUUGUUGUCAACGGCAAGACUGUCAAGUUCUACUCUGAGCGUGAUCCCGCCAACAUCAAGUGGUCCGAGACCGGCGCCGACUACGUCGUUGAGUCCACUGGUGUCUUCACCACCAUUGACAAGGCCAAGGCCCAUCUCCAGGGCGGUGCCAAGAAGGUCAUCAUCUCUGCCCCCUCCGCCGACGCUCCCAUGUACGUCGUUGGUGUCAACGAGAACAAGUACGACGGCUCUGCCGACAUCAUCUCCAACGCUUCUUGCACCACCAACUGCCUGGCCCCCCUCGCCAAGGUCAUCAACGACAAGUUCGGUAUCGUUGAGGGUCUCAUGACCACCGUCCACUCCUACACUGCCACCCAGAAGACCGUCGAUGGUCCCUCCGCCAAGGACUGGCGAGGUGGCCGUGGUGCUGCCCAGAACAUCAUCCCCUCCAGCACCGGUGCCGCCAAGGCUGUCGGCAAGGUCAUUCCUGAGCUCAACGGCAAGCUCACCGGCAUGUCCAUGCGUGUCCCUACCGCCAACGUCUCCGUUGUCGAUUUGACUGUCCGCCUCGAGAAGGGUGCUUCUUACGACCAGAUCAAGCAGGUCAUCAAGGAGGCCUCUGAGGGUGACCUCAAGGGUGUCCUGGCCUACACUGAGGACGACGUUGUCUCCUCUGACCUUAACGGCAACACCAACUCCUCCAUCUUCGAUGCCAAGGCCGGUAUCUCCCUCAACGACAACUUCGUCAAGCUGGUCUCCUGGUACGACAACGAGUGGGGUUACUCCCGCCGUGUCCUCGACCUCCUGGCCCACGUUGCCAAGGUCGAUGCCUCCAAGUAA
Molecule: messenger RNA, 1017 nt
Organism: Fusarium poae
Lineage: Eukaryota; Fungi; Ascomycota; Sordariomycetes; Hypocreales; Nectriaceae
Exons: 2
Coding region: 1-1017 (338 amino acids)
Biological process (GO): glucose metabolic process
Molecular function (GO): NAD binding; oxidoreductase activity, acting on the aldehyde or oxo group of donors, NAD or NADP as acceptor; NADP binding
Source: RefSeq, a predicted model, not a curated record